This is a messenger RNA of Triticum aestivum (bread wheat), 803 nucleotides long. Its product is annotated as dirigent protein 21. Lineage: Eukaryota; Viridiplantae; Streptophyta; Magnoliopsida; Poales; Poaceae. The transcript has a single exon. The coding region runs from base 153 to 701 and encodes 182 amino acids. The record is from RefSeq and is a predicted model, not a curated record.
AUGGUCGGCCACCCCUCCUCGCCCGUUUUCUCCUCAAAUACACCACACUAGCCCGCUCCCCUCUUUGGCCAUUACCCAGAGCUCGCAGCUAGAUAGAUCCAUCCACCAUUUCUCAAAAUAGAAAAAGAAAAAAGAAGAUAGAUCCAUCCACCAUGGCCAGCAGCAAGACAUUGCUCCUCGUCCUGUGCGCGGCGGCUGCGGCUGCGAUGCUGAGCCCGGCUUCCGCGGCGGACGACCUGACCAAGUUCAAGGUGUACUUCCACGACGUGCUAGCGGGGAAGAGCCCGACGGCGAUCCGGAUUGCUCAGGCCGCGUCCACCAACAGCUCCUCCACCUUCUUCGGCGCGGUGGUGGCCAUCGACGACCCGCUCACCACUACCCCCGCCGUCACGGGCUCCGCCAAAUCCAAGGACGAGGUGGGCCGCGCGCAGGGGAGUUACACGUUCGCCGACCAGGCCACCUUCGGGCUCCUCAUGAACAUGAACUUCGUGUUCACCGCCGGGGACUACAAGGGCAGCAGCCUGACCAUCUACGGCCGCAACGAGGUGCUUUCGGCGGUGAGGGAGAUGAGCAUCAUCGGGGGCACGGGCAAGUUCCGCAUGGCUCGCGGCUACGUCCAGGCGAGCACCGUGGACUCCGGUGCCAAGUCCGGCGAGACCGUCGUCGAGUACACUGUCUACGUCAAGGCUGCGGCGGCGUAGCGGCGGCUGCCUGACGGAAAAUAUUGUAGUUUUGCUUGGAAUAAGUGGACUUUUGCAGAUUUGUUGCGUUUGUUAUCGUGAUGGAUGAUGUGCAUUUACGGA